Messenger RNA from Thermochaetoides thermophila DSM 1495, 5586 nucleotides. RefSeq lists its product as uncharacterized. Bases 1 to 5586 code for a protein of 1861 amino acids. The record is from RefSeq and is a predicted model, not a curated record. Gene Ontology annotation, molecular function: guanyl-nucleotide exchange factor activity. NCBI's taxonomy places the organism in Eukaryota, Fungi, Ascomycota, Sordariomycetes, Sordariales, Chaetomiaceae. The transcript has 2 exons. Gene Ontology annotation, biological process: regulation of ARF protein signal transduction.
AUGAGCUCCCUUAAAUUUGUGGUGUCCUCACUGGACAUCAUUGCCGCACAUGCCGGCCGGAACAAACAGCUGGCCGAGCUGGCCGAGAAGGCCCUCUCCGCGAUCAAGGAGAACGACCAGCAGCUCCCCGAUCCCGAGAUCCUAUUCGCGCCGCUCCAGCUGGCCACUAAAGCCGGCACUAUUCCGCUGACUACAACCGCACUCGACUGUAUUGGCAAGCUCAUAUCAUACUCCUACUUCUCUGCCCCAGCGUCCUCUGCUCUGAGUCAAGACGGCGCCGAACAAACCCCUCUCAUUGAGCGCGCCAUUGACACCAUCUGCGACUGCUUUCAGGGCGAGACAACCCUGGUGGAGAUCCAGCUGCAGAUCGUCAAGUCGCUCCUUGCAGCAGUGCUCAAUGACAAGAUCAUUGUGCACGGCGCCGGCCUUUUGAAGGCAGUUCGCCAAGUUUACAAUAUCUUUCUGCUGUCUCGGAACACUGCAAACCAGCAAGUGGCACAAGGGACACUUACCCAGAUGGUGGGCACCGUAUUCGAGCGGGUCAAGACACGCUUGCACAUGAAGGAGGCUCGUGCUUCAUUAGGAAGACUGAAGCAGAGCCGCAGCAGUCUGGCGGUUGAUCGCACCGAAGACCAGGAUUCACAAGCCGAGAAGCUGGACAGUGAAGAGGGAACCGAGGGCACAGGACAAGCUGCCCAGACUGACGGUGCCGAAGAUGAAGGCGGGAAACUGACACUCAAAGAUCUUGAACACCGCAAGAGCUUCGACGACUCGCACAUGGGCGAUGGGCCCACCAUGGUUUCACAAGUCAAGCCCAUUAGGCCAUCCGGGCGAUCUGUCUCUGAGCAGAGCCUCAGUGAAAGUUCUCCGGAAGAGUCGUCAGAAGCUUUGGAUGCCGAAGACGAGGCCUACAUCCGGGAUGCUUACCUGGUGUUCCGUUCUUUCUGCAACCUCUCUACAAAGGUUCUGACACCGGAUCAACUCUAUGACCUUCGUGGCCAGGCCAUGCGCUCCAAGCUUAUCUCACUCCAUAUCAUACACACCCUGCUUAACAACCACAUCAUUGUUUUCACGUCGCCCCUCUGCACGAUCAGGAAUACCAAAAAUGGACAGUCCACACACUUUUUGCAGGCCAUCAAGUAUUAUCUCUGCCUCAGCAUCAUUCGCAACGGUGCCAGCUCGGUAGACCGGGUGUUCGAAAUUUGCUGCGAAAUUUUCUGGCUGAUGCUGAAGUACAUGAGAGCGCCAUUCAAGAAUGAAAUUGCCGUAUUCCUCAAUGAAAUCUACUUGGCCCUCCUAGCCCGGAAGAACGCACCCUUGUCCCAAAAGCUCACUUUCGUGGGCAUUCUCAAAAGGUUAUGCGAAGAUCCGCGGGCUUUGGUCGAGUUAUACCUUAAUUAUGACUGUGACAGGAACGUGGACAAUAUUUUCCAGACGAUUGUCGAGGAUCUAUCUCGUUUUGCGACAGCUACCAUCCCUGUCACUCCAGCCCAAGAGUUGCAAUAUCAGGAGCACCACCCGAAAGCAAUUGCAGCCGGCGAGUGGCAGAUCAAGACGGUUCUUCCGCCGCCGCUUUCGGUUGCUCUAAUUGCCACUCAUCACGAUGCGGAUGGAGAAAUCCCCAAGGAGUACAUUAUGAAGCGUGUGGCCCUUGAUGCUCUUGUGGAUACGUUGCGGUCUCUCCUUCAUUGGUCGCAGCCUGGGAGGCCAGAAGCCAACGGAGCCAUCGUUAAUUCUGAUCGGAGAGCCUCGAGUGAUGAUGCUAGAUACUCGAUUGACCCCUCUCUUAGCGAGGCUGCCUCGCGCAUGGAAACGCCACUUGCACCGUCAACCCCGGUCAUUGACGAUGACCCCGAUCAACUUGAGAAAGAGAAAGCAAGGAAAACGGCUUUGGCUAAUGCGAUUAAAGCCUUCAACUUCAAGCCUAAGCAUGGUAUUAAGCAGUUGAUCAAGGAAGGGUUUAUCCCUAGUGACAAGCCUGAGGACAUCGCUCGCUUCCUUUUGCACGAAGAACGAUUGGACAAGGCUCAGAUUGGCGAGUACUUGGGUGAAGGCGACCAGAAAAAUGUCGAGAUCAUGCAUGCCUUUGUGGACAUGAUGGACUUCAGCAAGAAGCGUUUUGUCGAUGCUCUGCGUGAGUUCCUGCAGGCAUUCCGUCUACCGGGCGAGGCACAAAAAAUCGAUCGCUUCAUGCUCAAGUUCGCCAAUCGCUAUAUUACCAACAAUCCAAAUGCAUUUGCUAAUGCAGAUACGCCCUAUGUCCUCGCUUAUUCUGUCAUUAUGCUCAAUACCGAUCUGCACAGCCCUCAAGUUCAGAAACGGAUGACGAAAGAGGACUUCAUCAAAAAUAACCGGGGCAUUAACGACAAUGCUGAUCUGCCCGAUGAGUACUUGAUCAGUAUAUAUGAAGACAUCCAAAACAACGAGAUUGUUCUCAAGAGCGAACGACAAGCGGCAGCAGCUGCUGGCACUCUCCCCCAGACUACAGGCCUUGCUGCUGGGCUUGGCCAGGCCUUGUCCAAUGUCGGGCGUGAUCUGCAAAGAGAAGCAUACGUUCAACAGUCCGAAGAGAUUUCCAUGCGUUCCGAACAGCUCUUCAGGGACCUGUAUCGCAGCCAGAGGAAGAGCGCUGCAAAAGGAAUUGUCAAGUUCAUCCCAGCAACCUCGUUCAAGCAUGUUGGCUCUAUGUUCGAUGUUACUUGGAUGUCUUUCUUUUCGACUCUGUCUAGCCUGACACAGAAUACGCAUAAUCUUGAGAUCAACAAGCUUUGUUUUGAAGGCAUGAAGCUGGGCACUAAGAUUGCCUGCCUCUUUGACCUUUCCACUCCUCGAGAGGCCUUCAUCUCUGCCCUCAAGAACACCGCCAACCUCAACAACCCGAGAGAAAUGCAAGCGAAGAAUGUUGAGGCUCUGAAGGUAAUACUUGAUCUGGCUCAAACUGAAGGCAACUACCUAAAGGAGUCCUGGAAGGACGUUCUCCUGUGCAUCAGCCAACUUGAUCGUCUCCAGCUAAUUUCCGGUGGUGUGGACGAAAGCGUUGUUCCUGAUGUCUCCAAGGCUCGAUUCAUGCCUCCGCCCCAACGGACAGAGACAACUGAUCGUCGAAAGUCGACGUCUUCUGUUCGCAAGGGCCGUCCACGUGCCCAUACUGGCCCGCAAGGUGUCUCACUGGAGAUCGCCCUUGAGAGUCGCUCGGACGAAGUUAUCAAGAGCGUCGAUCGGAUCUUUACCAACACAGCCAAUCUGUCGAGAGAAGCCAUCAUUCACUUUGCCCGGGCUUUGACUGAAGUCAGCUGGGAUGAGAUCAAAGUCUCGGGAUCGAAUGAUUCGCCUCGUACCUACAGCCUGCAGAAGAUCGUCGAGAUCAGCUACUACAAUAUGUCUCGUGUUCGUUUCGAGUGGAGUCACAUUUGGGAUGUCCUUGGUGAGCACUUCAAUCGCGUAGGCUGCCACGCCAACACAGCCAUCGUCUUCUUCGCUCUCGACUCACUACGCCAGCUCUCCAUGAGAUUCCUGGAGAUUGAAGAGCUGGCAGGCUUCAAGUUCCAAAAGGAUUUUUUAAAGCCAUUCGAGCAUGUCAUGUCUAACUCGACUAAUGUUGCGGUCAAGGAUAUGAUUCUUCGCUGCCUUAUUCAAAUGAUCCAGGCCCGAGGCGAGAACAUCCGCUCAGGCUGGAGGACCAUCUUUGGCGUCUUCACCGUGGCUGCCCGGGAGCCAUAUGAGAGCAUCGUCAACUUGGCCUACGAGAACGUGCUCCAGGUUUAUCGGAGUAGGUUUGGUGUUGUUAUCUCGCAAGGCGCCUUCACCGAUUUGAUUGUCUGCCUUACUGAAUUCUCCAAGAACAUGCGUUUCCAGAAGAAGAGCCUGCAGGCUAUGGAGACUCUUAAAUCCAUCAUUCCGACGAUGCUAAAGACUCCUGAAUGCCCUCUAUCUCAGAAAGCACCGGGUACUUCCAGUCAAGGCGAGACGAACUUGAAGUCCCCUUCACAGCAGUCUCGUACUUCUGUGGAAGAGGGAUUCUGGUUUCCAGUACUCUUCGCCUUCCAUGACGUACUCAUGACUGGCGAAGACCUCGAGGUGCGGUCUAACGCCCUCAACUACUUCUUCGAGACCUUGUUAAGGUAUGGUGGAGACUGGCCGUCAGAAUUUUGGGACAUUCUAUGGAGGCAGCAGCUCUACCCUAUCUUCAUGGUCUUACGGUCCAGGCCGGAAAUGACCAAUGCUAUGAACCACGAGGAGCUUUCGGUCUGGCUCUCCACAACCAUGAUUCAGGCCCUUCGCAACAUGAUUACCCUCUUCACACAUUAUUUUGAUGCCUUAGAAUACAUGCUUGAUCGGUUUCUCGAACUUCUCGCUCUUUGUAUCUUGCAGGAGAAUGACACCAUUGCAAGGAUAGGUAGCAAUUGCUUGCAACAGCUUAUCCUGCAAAAUGUCUACAAAUUCACACCGGAACAUUGGUCAAAAAUUGUCGGCGCUUUCUGCGAGUUGUUCGAGAGGACAACGGCAUACCAGCUCUUCACGGCCACAACUAUCAACUCCACGGCCUCUCUUGCUCCUCCGUCCAGUGGUCUCGAGCUCGGUGGUCCUCUUAGCCCGACCACAGAGGCCACUUUGCCCGUUGAUCAGAAGUCACUGAAGAUCAAUGGAGCCGAAUUAGGGGACUCUGCGUCACCCGAAAGCAAUGCUGCUGACAGUGAAGCUAGCCAAAACAGUCAAAGCAUAUCUGCGACAACUCCUUCGUCCUCCACAUCACAAAGCCAGUAUACCCCACAACCCCAGCUGGAAGAGUUCAAACCAAACAACCCAUUGCAGCAGCAGCCUGUUGUCGUCACUGCUGCUCGUCGUCGGUUCUUCAACCGCAUCAUCAGCCGCUGUGUCUUGCAGCUACUCAUGAUCGAAACGGUCAACGAGCUCUUCAGCAACGACUCCGUCUACACCCAAAUCCCUUCCUCCGAACUCCUCCGCCUCAUGGCCCUGCUCAAGAAGUCUUUCCUCUUUGCCAAACGCUUCAACGCCGAUAAGGACCUGCGCAUGCGUCUCUGGCGCGAAGGGUUCAUGAAGCAGCCGCCCAACCUGCUCAAGCAGGAGUCAGGCAGCGCAGCCACCUACGUCUCCAUCCUGUUUCGAAUGUUCGCCGACACCUCUCCCGAGCGGCAGGAGAGCAAGGCUGAUGUGGAGGCUGCGCUGGUUCCGCUGUGCCAGGACAUCAUCCGGGGUUAUCUUGCGCUCGACGAGGAAAGCCAGCACAGGAACAUUAUGGCCUGGCGCCCCGUCGUCGUGGAUGUGCUCGAGGGGUAUGCCGCGUUCCCACGCGAGGCGUUCUCUUCCCAUAUUAAUAACUUCUACCCGCUCUGUGUGGAGUUGUUGAAUAAGGACCUGGGGUUGGAGCUGCGCACGGCGUUAUUGCUUGUCCUCAGGCGGGUUGGCGAGGUCGGGCUGGGUAUCGAAAGCAUGGGCGCUGCUACUGCUGAGCAACAGAGGAAGAGGGCCGGGAGCGUGCUCUCUAUCCAUCAUGGGCCACGGCCGUCGCCGAGCAUGGAGAGCAUCGGUGAUGACCCGUCAAGUCGGGUUAUGGGUAAGGCUUGA